GAAAGUGACGUGGAAGAAACGUGUAGAGAAAAAUCGUCGCAGUCAAUUGACUGUUGUACCUGUGUGACCAGGCUGAAAUGACAGUGCUCUGUGUUGGUGUCUCGUUACACAUGUGGCUGAGUAGACUAUAUAAGCAGCGCAAUGCAAACCAGUCGUAUAAAUCAGUGUGUGCUGCUGUCUACCCCUGCAGAAUUGUUUGAGGAGCGAGAUAGGCUGCUGCAGAUUUCAUUCCUUUCGAAUUAUUUGAAAAAGCAAAACAUAUAUAUUUUUAGCAAUAAUGGGUGUUAUGGUUUCGCAACUCUUCUCUCGUUUCUUCGAGAAAAAACAGAUGAGAAUUCUGAUGGUUGGGUUAGAUGCUGCAGGGAAGACCACAGUCCUGUACAAACUAAAACUUGGAGAAGUUGUCACCACUAUCCCCACUAUUGGGUUCAAUGUGGAGACGGUUGAGUACAAGAACAUCAGCUUCACGGUGUGGGAUGUAGGUGGUCAGCACGUCAUCAGACCUCUGUGGAAGCAUUACUACCAGAACACACAGGGUCUUAUAUUUGUGGUAGACAGCAACGAUCCUGAGAGGAUAAAUGAUGCUACAGAGGAACUACAGAACAUGCUUGAAGAGGACCAGUUGAGAGAUGUAGUUCUGCUGGUGUUCGCCAACAAACAGGACCUUCCCAACGCCAUGUCUGUCAGUGACAUCACAAAUAAACUGGGACUGAGGAAACUUCAAAUGAAUACUCCUUGGUUUGUCCAGGCUACCUGUGCAACCCAGGGUUCAGGUCUGUUGGAAGGACUGGACUGGUUGGCUGACCAGCUUUCCAAGCGCUAACUUAGUUGAGUUGGCUCCGGAGUGAAGUUACCCCUAGGUACAGGUCUAGGAACAGCUUCCCCUCCCCCGAUCAUAACCUUAACCAUUAGUGGGGAAACUGACCCAAGAUCAGUGUCUAGGAGCAAAUUCACGCUAUAACAACUGCGCUCAGCCCUUCUUAAGAAUGACCAGGACAACGUUUACUCAAGGACAACCAUACAAUCAGAACAAAACUUAGAAGUGCCUUUCUGAAAAGUUUCCAUUUAAAAAAUAUUUUUUCUAAUGUAUUGCACAUAUUGUAGCAUGUAAAGUUAUUAAUGUUUUAUAUUAAAAUAAUUGUAUCACUGAUUGAAUGUAAGCAGAUUCUUUAUCAAACCCCCUGUAUUUAUUUCCUGAUUUCCAAUUCCUCACUACCUCUAAUAAAAUGAUGUGUUUAAAUGUA
Molecule: messenger RNA, 1244 nt
Organism: Oncorhynchus kisutch (coho salmon)
Lineage: Eukaryota; Metazoa; Chordata; Actinopteri; Salmoniformes; Salmonidae
Product: ADP-ribosylation factor 4-like
Exons: 6
Coding region: 278-823 (181 amino acids)
Molecular function (GO): GTPase activity; GTP binding
Source: RefSeq, a predicted model, not a curated record